AUGAGUGAUGUCGAGGCUGUCUCACUACCCACUGCCCUGGAUGUUGGUGCCAAUACGCUCGCGGCCGUGAAGGCGAACGCCCCAGGAUCCCCUGGAAGGCCGAAUCCGCCAACACGACGCGCUAGUCUGGGAUCGAAUCCGGGAGUAUUGGAGGACGAUGAGCAGGGACCCCCGAGUCCUAAGGCGGAUUCGGAGGCGGAAACCAUUAUUCAAUCCGGCAGGGAGUCGCUGUCCCCCGAAAAGAAACGCAAACACAUUCGCCAUGAUCCAUUACGCCAGGCCGUUGACGGGGUCGACGGCAUUCAGCGAAAGAAACCACGUAUCAAUGGUGAUCGGAGGCAUUCGGUUUCCCGGUCGCCCAGUCCCUCUCAGCGUGCUAGAUCGCCUCCGUCAGUCGUCAAGAUCGAGAAAUUCGAGGAUCCUCUGUCGGUACCACGAAAUGUAUUGGAUGAAGCCUGUCUGAACCAAGCCGACAAGCCACGAAUCUAUCGCAAAAGGAGUUUCAGUGACAGCGUAGACGAGAAGGGCGAACGUCGCCGUGGCUCGCACGCUGAUCUCAAACAUGUCAACCAUCUUCAUCUUCCCCAUCCCCCAAAUACCCGCUCUCUCUCCCCCUCCCGCCCAUCACAUCAGCGUUCUGCGUCGGGCUCCCAGAUCCAAUCCAAGAAAAAGGCCCCUACUCCCCUUCUUACCGGUUUCCCGCGACAGCCGUCAGAAGACCGACAGUCCACAUCGUCGUCGGCGAGUGGCUCUCCGUUACCAAGUGCUCACUUGCGCCGUUUGGGUUCUGGGGUGGGCGCUUCGGCGUCCCCCGCGAAACAUAUGGGACCAAAGAAGCUGCGCGACAAAAGUGGUCGGACCCCGCUCGCUAGAGCAUGUGCCGAUCGGAAACAUGAUCAAGUGGUCUUGCGUUUCAAUGAACGUCCGGAAGAUCUGAAUGUCCCCGAUAAUGCGGGAAACACGCCUUUGCAGAUUGCUUCUCUCAAUGGAGAGGCCUCGAUUGUCAAAUUCCUAUUGGAUUCGGGUUGCGAUAUCAAUACCAAAAAUAUCGAUAAGGAUACACCUCUAAUCGACGCGGUGGAAAAUGGUCAUGUGGAUGUAGUCAAAGUCUUGCUCGAAGCCGGCGCAAAUCCUCGCACCGUGAACGCCUCCGGAGAUGAACCAUACGAACUAGUGUCGACCGACUUGAAUGAUGACGAGUAUGAUGAGAUCAAGAAGGCGCUUGCGGAUGCAAAGGCCAGUGCACGACCGGGCCGUCGAUCGGAAGAGCGUGUUGGGUCAGAAAGCAAGGGCCCAUCGUCUCGAAGAGCAUCUGCUGCUAGUCAAUCACGGAGUCCCCCACCAAUAGGCAGUACCGCCGCUGGUCGCCGCAAGACUGGCCGAAGCGAAGCAACAAGGAAUGACCUGUUAUGGACGCAACCAACCCCGGAGAAUCUCAUGAACUUUGCUGCCAAGGGCGAUGAGAUGGGGGUGGUGAGCAUACUGAACGUACUGCAGAAAGCGGACAAUGCAUCCUUGAUUGCGGCCGCAAAGGGAGGUCAUCACGACGUGCUAUCGCUGAUGUAUGCCAUGGGAAAUGCGGACGCUGAUCCAAAUCCGCUACGUGGCGCUGGUCUCAAAUCCGGCUAUAACACACCGAUGCUGGCUGCGAUAGGCAGAGGCAAUACCGCCGUCAUCAAUCUCAUUCUCAGCCAACCAGGCUUCAAUCCUACCCGUCGCUUAUAUGAUGAUCGAACUUACUUCGAACUUUCUGCAUCCCGUCAAGGUGAGAAUUGGGAAGACGAAUACGAUAUUCUCAAGUCAGCCUACGAGAAAUACCCAGGAGGCAGCAAAGGCCGCAAAGCUGUCUCUUCGCCCCGUCAAUCGCGCAAGGAUAAGGAUGAGAAACGAUCCGCCCGAAGAGAUUCAUCGUCUCCCGUGCCUCGCCCAAAGAAACCCAAUGAUAGUCCCACACGCAAACCCCGCCCCCACAAAGACAUCGAAUCCCUCAAGGAGAUAAAGGAGAUAAAGGAGAAGCGACGCGAGAAGGAGCGAGCUGGACUGCUCAGUGCUCGCGCCAAGUUGAAUCGUGAUGCGAGUGAGAAGGCGCUUGCCAACUCUGAUCAUGACUCAACCCACCCUGACUCCGCGAAACCGAAAUCUGUACCCCCAGUACGCAGGGAUAGCGAAUCUAGUGGUGCGAUUCGCCCCGAUGAGAUUCGAAAACGCCGCCUCAUCGCCGGCCGCCGCCCUCAAGAGCGUGACCGUCGCCCCAGUCUUUUUUCAUCCGAUUCUCUAUCCGGCCGCGAAGAAGCCCCCAAGUCGCGCAAUGAUGCUGCACCAGAUACAAACGCCUCCCUCAAACGCAUUCGAACCGAAGCGUCUCCCGAAAGAUCUCGCUCACGAGGCGCGGACAGUGACCGGCUUUCACCUGAGUCUCGGAAGCAGAAGAAAAGACGUGUCCUGGCUGAUGACAAGUCCUCGAAUGUACCUAAUGGUCAUCAUCGCAAGACCGAGGACACAGCUGACGCCGAGAAACCUAAACACCGCCGAUCUCAAGAGGAUGGAAAUGUGGAUGCACCGCGCAAAUCUGUUGAGUCCAAGAAGCCAGAGCUUGCCCCUCCAAAAGCAGCCAAGGUCGAUACCGCCCAUAAGAAUGGUGAUAUCAAACCAGAGCCAUCGGAGUCAGUCGAGAAACCCGUCGUAGAUGUUUCCGCAGAGGAGAAACGCGCCGAAAUUGAGGCAGAAAAACGACGACAGGCAAAGGCCAGAAAGGCAGAGGAGGAGCGCAUUGCGGAAGAAAAGCGUCUCGCAGAAGAAGCUGAGCGUGAACGAAUUGCCAAGGAAGAAGCAGAACGAGCUGCUAAAGCUGCGCAAGCCGCACGCGAGAAGGCAGAGGAGGAUGAACGCAAGCACAAGGAAGCCGAACAACGACGAGCCAAACAAGCCGAGGAUGAACGACAGAAGCGACUUGAACAGGAGCGAGCUCGCAUUAUGAAGAUGCGUCGCGACCAGGAGAUCCAGGAACAACGUCGCCGUGACGCUCUUCCCGGCCGUCUUCGUAUCUCUGCGAAUUUAGUUGGCUCCAAUGACCGUUACAGUAAAAGCCGCGACUGGCUUCAAAAGUUUACGCCUCUGGUUACCGUGUUUACUCGGCAGCUUGAACCCACUUGUGCUGUGGACGUGGCGGACGAAAGAUGGAUUCCGAACUACUUGGUUGCGCCCCUGCUAGCUACCAAUGACCUUCAAUUGGCGCAGUACGCUAGCUGGGAGAAACGCAAGGCCACCCCGACUCAGCGCAACAAUCUCUGGCGAUGUACUCGUCGUCACUUGGUUCACACAGAUGACCCCAAGUACCGCGAUGCAUCGUUCGGAGAGAUCAUGCAGCUGGAUUCGGAGACGGAGCCCAAGUAUUUCGGUAUGGAACAUGUGUUCUGGAUCAGGCUUUCUGAUUUCAUGGACCUCGUCCCCCACAUCCCCCAUCUGAACGGACUCAGACUCGACGACUUCUUGACCAUGCAUAUCGACCCAGAGCCUUCCUCUUCCAAUGCUCAAAUGAACGGUCACGCUCCGGCAGCCAUUGCUGAAACAAAUGGCACCGGAAUUCCUAACGGCCAUGGCUAUCCACGGGCCGGUACAUAUUUCUAG
Molecule: messenger RNA, 3627 nt
Organism: Penicillium pulvis
Lineage: Eukaryota; Fungi; Ascomycota; Eurotiomycetes; Eurotiales; Aspergillaceae
Product: putative histone deacetylase complex subunit (Hos4)
Exons: 2
Coding region: 1-3627 (1208 amino acids)
Molecular function (GO): protein binding
Source: RefSeq, a predicted model, not a curated record